GUGUCGCAAUGCUUAUCUAUAACCAAGUCUCGCGUAUAGAAAGAAAGCAAACAAGCACGAUUUAAAUCAUCUCCCGUCUCAUUCACAUUGAUUACACUUUGGAAUUCCAGACGUCACAUCGAACGAAAUAACUCGAAUAUAAAAAUAGUCGCGCUUCUACGAUCGUUCGUGACAAUUCGGGCAACAUCGUAUGGACGGAAGACGUGCAUGCUUCUAUUACUCGACAGUUGGCUCCGAAUGUGUGGGGAACCAUGCAAGAACGAAACGAUUUGUGUACGUACGUAUAUACCUAACGCAAUAUAUCUGUGCAACACAUACACAUAGAAACGAGCAAAUUUUUCUCCUCGGAAAUCUAGUCGACGUUAACGUCGGGCUCAAAGCUUUUGUGAAAUGUCAAGCACUAUACAUUAUGAUGGGUUGAAUGUGUUCGGGAAAACUGUCAGAUUAAUCGCAAAGGAUAGAGCACCGUUCGAAAGCAGAGGCAAACCAGUGAGAGGAAUAGCACGGACGGGAAAAAGUGGGAGUGAAAGUGGAAAAAUUCACUUUUUCGAAAUUAUAAGGGGAACAAAGGUACGUUCCUAGUGAUACGUGAGACUGCUAAUGUUUCGCGGAAACGAUGGAGCCUGAGGAACCUCUAUUACAAGGUAUCCUGCUGUUACCACCGCAGGGAAUGUUAGGACAGCUCAAGAAAUCUUGGCAUAAAAGAUUUUGUCAGCUGUUUAGGACUAGUAACUAUGGAAUCAAACGUGUUGAAAUAUAUGAUAAUCAAGAAGAAGCUAUAAUGCAAUCACAUGCUCCUCGUAUCAUCACAUUAGAUGCAUGCAUCAAAAUUGCACCUAGUAAUCAGUCACAUGUAUUUACUGUUGUGACUAAGUCAGGCAUUCAUUAUUUUGGAUGUUAUUCUGAAUCUGAUAUGACUCAUUGGAUUACUGCAUUUCAAUUAGUAGCAUUUAAAGAUAGUGUAUCUAAUCAGACAAUAGAAGAAAAUAAUGAUCUAUAUUGUACCAGUGGAGAAGGAGUAUUUUCUGUUAAAGUUGUAGAAACAGAUGCAUCUAAACGAUGUGGUUUAGAAACUAGAAACUAUACACUUAUAGUAGCUGCAGUUGAUAUUAAAUUAAUGGAUGGAGAUGUAGUUUUAUUCACUUGGCCAUAUCGAUAUAUUAGGAGAUAUGGUUACAAGGAUGGAAAAUUCAUUUUUGAAGCAGGAAGAAAAUGUGAAUCUGGAGAAGGUUCUUUCCGCUUGGAACAUAGCAGUCAACAAGAAAUUUUUCGUUGUAUGUAUUCCAAAAUGAGAUCAAUGAAAAAAUUAAUGAAUGAGGAAAGUAAUCCAAACAUUGAAUGCAAUGAUGCUCAAUAUCAUGCAGCUUUAUCAAUGGAAGCUGGAUCAAGAGCAGCAUUACCUCCUUCUCCAAAUAAUUCUGCUAAUUUAAUCGAUAUUGAUUUUUCACCUCAAAAUUCUCAAAAACAAUCGAGUUCUUCAUCUAAUUUAGAUACUAGUUUAUCUUCGAAGCCUUCUUUGCCUAUUAUUAAACCAAAACCUGCGAAACCUCCGCGAAAAUAUGUUUUUACAGGUAUAUUAGAUAAGAGAAAUGUAGAUCUUGAAUCAUCAGAUUUACCUACGUGCGGAGAAUACAAAGCGUUAAAUCGAGAUAAUUCACCGGAGAUGUCUCAAAAAACAAUAGGAAGUUCCAUAUUAGAUGAUGAAGAGAGACAUCCUUAUGAUUUAGUAGAAGUAAGAAAUGAUGCAUGGAAAACACAUGGUAUUGAUAAUAUACAUCAUACAGAGAGAUCAAAUUCGUCACAUAGUGACAAAGACAAAGAGAAUGAAGAUGAUUUCCAAUAUGAAACAAUGAUGCCUAUGAUUACAUCCCAAAACUCAUCAAAAAGUAAACCUAAUAUUACGGAGAAUUCAGUAACGAAUAGUCCAAUAUCGCCGAUAAAUCAUAUUCCUAAUGAUGAAUCUGAUUAUGAUAAACUAGAACAUUUUGGUUCCGCAAAUUCUAAAAUUAAUCAAAAAAGUUCAUACAAAUUUGGAAAUUUUAAUAAUGUAUCUCAAAAUUCAUAUUCUACUGCUUCUUUAAAUAAUACUGUAACAGAUACAAAUGCUAUAUGGUCUAAUUAUGAUAUUGUCGAAGAUAUGUCUGCUGUUAGAUUGGCAGAUGAUAGUCACCUUGGAUAUGGUGUCAUUAGAAAGAAAACAAAUCAUUCUGAAUCUGCAUCUACUAGCAGUAAUAUUGGUCCAAAGCAUAAAGUGUUUAAUAAUAGUGAAUAUGCAAUUGUAUCAAAACCAAAAAGGGUAUAAAAAAUUUUAACUUCAUUUGAUAGUGAUUCAAGAACAUUAUAUAAAUUACUUCUAUUCCAGAAGUUUUUAACUUUCAAAAAUGAUAAGAAAAUACUAGUCUACAAUAUGACUAGGAUAAGUCCGUUUUUAUAGUGCUAAAUGAAAAAUUAAAUGCUUAUAUUUUAUAUAACUUUAUUACAGAAAUGAAAUAACAUUUAUUCUGUACAGAUUAUUUUAAGAAACACUAGUCUUUUUAAUCACUGUCAAUUAUAAUAGAAAUAAUUAUUUUUAAAGAUAAAAUAAUUUUAUACAUAUACAUUCUGAUAAUUUUAAAAUAUAUUAAUAAAUAUUAGAAACAUUAGUUUUUAAGAUAAGAUAAAAUUAUUAAGGUUCAAUAUUGGAUUAUGAAAAUAUUAAAAUAAUUGCAAUGAAAAGAUAUAUCAGAUGCCUUAUAUCAUUAAAUAUAAUAAAUAAAAUUACUAAAAAUAUAGCUUAAUGAUAAAAUGAAAUAAAAUUUAAAUGUACAUGUCAUUCCAACAUUUGGUGUACUUAGACAUCUUUAAUAUUAUUAUUAUAAUUAAUUAUUCAUAGUCCUUUAUUAAUACUGUUACAAGCUCAACAGAAGUUGUGCCUUUAAAAAUAUUUAAAAUAAACAAUGGAUAGUUUUUAAAUGUAGAAUUUAGAUAUGCAUGAUAAGAAAAAAACAUUAAGUCAUUCCUUUGUUUUCAAUAUUAUAUAUUUUAUAUUUAUAUAUAUAUAUAUAUAUAUAUGUACUAUAUAUAUGUACACAUUUAUAAAAGAUUUAAUUAUAUUACAUAUAUUUCAUUGUUAAAAAAGACAUUUUUUAUGAAAGAUACAUUAUCUACAUGUACAUAUUAAUUGAUACAAAUAUCACUAUAUUAUAAUUCCAAAACUUGCCAUAUAAUUUCUACAUGUGCCAAGAUCAUUUUUAUGAAUUAAAUUUUUAUUGAUAUUAAAAUUACAUAAUAUUUAACUUGUUUUCAUAAUAAAAUUAUAUUUACAUUUAAUAUAUUGAAUAAAUAGGCAAGUCUCAUGGAAUUUAUAUAAGAUCUGAAAAAUUUUAUUCAAGAAUAUAUAUUUUUUACUAAAUUGUACAUAUUAGAAGUAUUUACAUGUAAUACAUAUGGUAUAAUAGAAACAAUUUUGUAUCUUCUAAUGAUUAUAAUUUGAAGGAUCAAAAAACAUUUAAAUCUUUCAGUGUUAACCAAACUUUGGAUAUUUUUAUAUAUGUAUAAUUGUAAGAUUAACAUAAUAUAAAAAGUACAUAUAGUCAAUAAUAAAUUUAGAAGUAUACAAA
This is a messenger RNA of Apis cerana (Asiatic honeybee), 3599 nucleotides long. RefSeq names its product docking protein homolog (gene Dok). The record is from RefSeq and is a predicted model, not a curated record. NCBI's taxonomy places the organism in Eukaryota, Metazoa, Arthropoda, Insecta, Hymenoptera, Apidae. Gene Ontology annotation, biological process: Ras protein signal transduction; positive regulation of MAPK cascade; cell surface receptor protein tyrosine kinase signaling pathway. Gene Ontology annotation, cellular component: cytoplasm.